GAUCUACAAAUACAAAGACAAAAGACAAGGUGACACUAGCAAAGCUUCGUGCUCACAGUAUUUCGGAUGGGCUUCGGGUGACAACAAUGUCAAUACAGGACUUGCCUCCUUUAGCUCAGUCAAACGUCACACAGAAGCUCUUGAAAGAGCAUGAUGUUCCUUUUUUGGACAUGCUGGCUACACCAACUCAAGGCUCAAUGAACCUUGUUCGGCACAUCGUGACUCAUGAAAGAUUGGAUUCAGGGAAAGCUGCUGGUAAUAAACACAACAGCUUUCAGUCUGUGAGUGCAGCCAGCCUCAUCAAGCAACACAAGCAGGAGAUGCAGGAGAAGAUCCACCAGCGUAGAUUACAGGCUGAGUGUGGCCUUCAAGCAGAAGGCAAGAGAGACCUCAAACCAAGACCUGAUGAAGAUAGCGGGAACACCUGCCAGUUGAAAGAGAGGCAGUUGAAAGGAAACAGGUCUGCAAAAAAUCGUCAUGCUGGUCAGUCAGCAAAUGGUUCACUUGGAAAGAAACCAAGAACUGACCACACAAAAUCUGAUGGUACUCAGAACGAUUUUGAGGUGAAACAUGUUUCAGAUUACAGCCAGCAAGAAUUCCAGAAUGAUGCCAGUCAGCAUCUACAAUCACAGGUGUGUACUAAAGCAAGUGGAAACAAGCAUGCACAAAGUGUCUCUGAAAACAGGACAGAGCAAGAUAAGGUGCACAGUAGCCAAUUUGAGAACACGUCCCCCAGUUUCAGCACCACACAUACAGCGAAGGCUCCAUCGAACAAUCAACUUCAUGGUGGGCUUCCUGUGCUUGGUAAAGGCUUUGCUCCAGGCCAGGAUAUCAGCAUUUGCUUUGAGAAACCCUCGUCGUUACUUCUUUCCUCCUCAGCUAGUGCAGCUAAGCUGAAAGCUAUUAAGACAAUCAGAUCCAGUGGUGGGAUUGACAAAGUUGACCCAAACUGCACCAAGAAGCCACCAUCACUAGUUAAAGAGAAUGUCAGGAAACGUCUUCUAGAAACUGAGGUUACAGUGUCUGAUGCAGUGGAGACAGUAUCAGGAAGCAGAGGAGAGGAACCAAAGAAGAAAAAACCUCGUCUUUUAGGUGGUGUUGAUUUAAAUUCAGAAGAAGUUCAACGUCUGCUUAAAGCUAAGUCAUCCCACAAGGGAGCAUUAUCUGAGGCUGAGGCAGAACGAGAAGAUAAAUAUUUUCAUGAGCUGCAGAAAAAGGAGGCCAUGGAAGAAAAGAUGCAAAGUAUCACUUCUCUAGAAGUGACGGUUUUUACCUGUGACCAAUGCAAGUACACAGCACUUGCUCCUGGUGAAAACUGUAAACAAGAAAAUCAUGCAGUUCGUCGACAUAAAGGAAAGAAACACUUUUUCAAGUGUAAAAGUUGCAGCCAUCGCACUGUUACACUUCAUCGCUAUCCUACCUUGCCUUGCAGCAAAUGUGGAGAUGAAAGGUUUGAAAAGACGUCAAUGUGGAAGGAAAAGUCUGGACCUAAACUAGAUUCAGAGGUGCUAUGUCUACGUGGGGAUGAAGUUAAAUUCCUGAAUUCUCUGCAUUCCAAAACGUUUGUGAAUAUAUAGCAUCUAUUGUUGCACUGUAUCUGAUAGAAAAGUGUAGUUAUGUCAGUGUUGUUGUGAUUUAAGUGAUUCAGACUUGUUGUGAAACAUUGAAGAUUGUUUCCUUUUCUACUAUAUUAUGAGUCUACCAAGUAAUUGUCCUUUGACAUCACUGGUCUGAUGCCUGCUGUUUUCAGUUUAUUAAAUUGUUCUUUUUUAACAGACUUAUCUGUGAAUCUCAUGAAAUUUUAAUGGGCUUAUUGUAUCUGAUACCAUACUAAUUUAUGUUGUGCUUCGAGUGGAAGUUGAGAGAGCUUGAUUUAGUUUAGGAAGGAGUCAGAUAACAGGAAGUGUUUGCAGAAUUUGUUUCUGUUCCACAAAAUGUAAAGAGGAAAUAACCAUAAAUAUUUUUAAAAUAGAAAUUAAGAAAUACCUCAUCAUGUAAAACAAAAAUUGAGUUUGAAAUAAUUAACAAUACAAUGGAGGAAUACUUUACACUAGUCACUUUAUGUGAACAAUUAAAUGCUUGUUACAAAAAUG
Pomacea canaliculata is the source of this 2093-nucleotide messenger RNA. Its product is annotated as protein MCM10 homolog. The record is from RefSeq and is a predicted model, not a curated record. Bases 87 to 1577 code for a protein of 496 amino acids. Gene Ontology annotation, cellular component: replication fork protection complex. The transcript is spliced from 9 exons. Gene Ontology annotation, molecular function: DNA replication origin binding; single-stranded DNA binding. Gene Ontology annotation, biological process: DNA replication initiation. NCBI's taxonomy places the organism in Eukaryota, Metazoa, Mollusca, Gastropoda, Architaenioglossa, Ampullariidae.